AGAAACGGCGUAUGACCGCUUCAUCCAUGCUCUGCAUGUGCAGGUGUGUGUUGGCUUAGUAGCGUUGCGCGAUGACGUGGUGCCGUCACCCACCAAGGAGCAACUUGUGACCGUGUUCAUCUGACCGCCAAAAUCUUCCGUUUCAACUCGGGACGCAGCAAAGAUACGAACAUGCUUGUUGUCGGUUGCAGCGCACGCUUGGGUCAGGGACUUCGUCUCACCGAAGGCCUGAGUAAAUCCCGCAAAAAUUUGUCUCUUUCUCUCGCCGAGACGGUCAGAGGACACCGCCUCUCCAGCGACGACCGUUCAUCCUUAGUGGAAACAGUGGCGCAACGUCUUGGGUACCCCGUUGGCUGCAGUACGAACAGCUCGCCGACGUUAAGUUUGUUGAGGAUGCCUCGUGUGCCAGACUUUGGACACCAUCUAGCUUCGCUUCUCGUUGCGCCUAGAGCACCGGGGCACCAUAUCCUGUUCUCCUGGCAUAGGACGCAGCAUAAGCGCGGCUUCUCUACCGUCGCCUGCAAGGAGCCUGCGUUUCGGUUCAAGAAAUUGGAGGGUACUACGGCGGACCAUCGAGGAUGCGGCACUGUUGUAAAGGGUAGGACGGCAGCACGGCGGAUAGGCCCUGUGGGAAUGAUGGGCGCAGGCCAAAUUCCGUGUUACACUUUUCAGCAGCUUCGAUUUUCCACUCACGACAGCUUCUCGUCGCCAAUUUUCACGCAGCCGUCCACGCAGAAGAGUCGAUGUCGCGAUUCCGCCGAGCGUGCAGCAAUGCAAGGCGGCCAGAAACUGGCCCUGCCGCCGUGGAUGACGGCCAAACGCCCGUACUUUCUGAGCGAUUGCGAGAGGGCCUUCAAGUGCAUCAAGGCAAAGAUCCGCGAGACGACAUCUUGGGACCAGUUCCUCGACCUGGGCUGUGGCGCCGGCGAACUGACCCGCUGCAUCGUCAAAGAGUUUGGGGGUCUCCAUCGCAUCAUCGUCGCCACAGAAAGGUCGCCUGACGUGAUUAAGGUUCUUCGCCGCAACGCGGCCCAGCGCGACAUCCUCUACGAGGUGCUGGACGUGGAACGUGACGUGGACGAGGCACUGUCCAGCUGGGGCCAGUUCCGGCGCAUCUUCUCCCUCUACCACCUGGAGAGCGUGCGGGACAAGCAGCGCGCGCUGAACAACAUUCGUCGGCUGCUGUGGGAACAGGGCGGCGAGCUGUUCCUCAUGUUCCGCGUCCACUCCAACCUGAUGCCCCUCUACAAGCUGCUCGCCGAUGAAGGGCGCUGGACCGAGGUGGCCGCGGACUACAAGGCAUUUCUUCUGAAGCUGCCCAAGGGAGACAAAUGGUCUGCCGUCAUGUGCAAGAUGAUGGAAAACGCCGGGUUCAAGGUGAAAGUGAGCAAAUUACUGGAGACCAACUGGCGACUGUCCAGCACGGAGAGCCUGGACGAGCUGAUCAUGGGCACUUGCCCAGUGCUACACCGAGUGACCCCAGAGCUGCGCGAAGAGUUCGUGCGCGAUUGCGCACAAGCCGCAGCACAGGUGCUGCCACGAAGCGGCGACGAGCUGACCUUCUCGUACACCACGUUCGUGGCCUGGGCCGAGGUCGACCCGGCCAAGGCGACCGGAGACGUUCUGGACACGUUGGCGGCGCGGUUUUUCAAGCGCCGCAGAAUCGUCGUUUAGAGCAGCUCCCGUUACUGCAGUCACUUUUUGCUUAUCAGACACUUUGUGUGCCCAGCGUAAAACGUUUACGACUGGCUGUCUGCGCAGGCUGAUCCGGUUAACUAAGACUGCGUAAAUUUCACUUCGAAGUCAUAUGUAUAUCCCCAAAUGUGAGCUAGAAAUUAUAUGCUUGCUGGUUCUAGGUUG
Molecule: messenger RNA, 1860 nt
Organism: Dermacentor albipictus
Lineage: Eukaryota; Metazoa; Arthropoda; Arachnida; Ixodida; Ixodidae
Molecular function (GO): methyltransferase activity
Source: RefSeq, a predicted model, not a curated record